Ruditapes philippinarum (Manila clam) is the source of this 527-nucleotide messenger RNA. Its product is annotated as plexin-A4-like. Gene Ontology annotation, cellular component: semaphorin receptor complex. NCBI's taxonomy places the organism in Eukaryota, Metazoa, Mollusca, Bivalvia, Venerida, Veneridae. The transcript has 4 exons. Gene Ontology annotation, biological process: positive regulation of axonogenesis; negative regulation of cell adhesion; regulation of cell migration. The annotation marks the transcript as partial. The record is from RefSeq and is a predicted model, not a curated record. Gene Ontology annotation, molecular function: semaphorin receptor activity.
UUAUUUGUUUCACUUAUUUACUGAGCAUUUUGUACUUGCAGGUGCAUUUGUAUUCCAGUACAAAUUGUUCAGAGUUUAAAACAUGCAAAGAGACUAUCAAAGGAAGAAACCCUCUAUGUGGAUGGUGUUUCUUUGGAAAAAAAGCAACAAGAAAGUCUAAAUGUACAGGGUCUAAUGAUCCAAACAAUUGGCUCUCAUCAUUAGGUGAAUGUGUUAAGCUUAGAGUUGAACCGGCGGGGACAAAAGUGAAUACAGAAAUAAGUAUAACAGUGACUGCUUCAGAUAACAUUCCAAAGAACAGAACUGGUGAUACAUAUGAUUGUGUUUUCCUUGGGAGUUCAUUUAUGAAAAGUACUAGAGCAAGAAGAAAUGGAAAUGUGUUUACCUGCAGAACACCAAAUGUGAGUAGCCAUGAUAUAAAUGCAAAGUUGGAAAUAAGGGUAACACCUUCAAAUGUAAAGCUUGCAGAGACAGAUUUUCUAUUCUAUCAGUGCAACACCUUCAAAACGUAAGUAUAGGGUGACAUU